Molecule: messenger RNA, 1650 nt
Organism: Medicago truncatula (barrel medic)
Lineage: Eukaryota; Viridiplantae; Streptophyta; Magnoliopsida; Fabales; Fabaceae
Product: la-related protein 6B
Exons: 10
Coding region: 183-1508 (441 amino acids)
Biological process (GO): RNA processing
Cellular component (GO): nucleus; ribonucleoprotein complex
Molecular function (GO): mRNA binding
Source: RefSeq, a predicted model, not a curated record
UUUUGUGGGCCGGGCGUGUCCGUCAAUCCUGGUCAAUAAAAAGUCACCAAUCAAUGAAAUCCAAUUUAGCGAGAGUUCUUCUCCGAUUGAACUGAAGCAGAACAGACCGACGCAACCAACGAACCACCGGAAAAGUAAUCUAAACAGAAACAGCAACAGUAGCAGCUGAAGAAGACGAGAAAAUGGCGGAAGAAGAAGAGUCGGUGACAGAAACCCCCCAAGUAGUGAUCUCGCCGUCAGAUCCAUCCUCAUCGUCGUCAUCAUCUCUUUUAAGGAACGUUUCUUUUAGCCGUCUCAACGCUCAGGCGCCAGAGUUUGUGCCCACCCCACGCCUAUUAGUACCGCCGCCUCCUCCUCCUCCGCUACAUCAUCAUCUUCUUUACUCACCACCACCACCACAUCAUCAUCCUCAUCAUCAUCAGGUGGUUCACUACCGCUCUCAUCAUCAAUAUCCUCCUCAAGAAGUUGAGCAGCCAGAGCAUACUUCUUCUUCCAAAACCAAACCUCAUUCCGAUGAACAACCUCAUCACAAAAUUUUGAAACAGGUGGAGUAUUAUUUCAGCGAUUUAAACUUGGCUACCACCGAUCAUUUGAUGAGGUUCAUCAACAAAGACCCAGAAGGUUUUGUGCCAAUAUCUGUUGUUGCAUCUUUCAAGAAGAUUAAGGCCCUGAUAACCAGCCACUCCCAACUUGCAAAUGUUUUGAGGAACUCAUCAAAGCUUGUAGUUAGUGAAGAUGGGAAGAAAAUAAAACGCCAGUAUUCCCCAACCGAGUCUGAUAUUGAAGAGCUACAAUCUCGCAUUGUUAUAGCUGAAAACCUACCCGAGGAUCAUUGUCAUCAGAAUCUUAUGAAGGUUUUUUCUGCUGUUGGGAGUGUGAAGACUAUCCGUACCUGUCCGCCUCAAACUUCCAAUAAUGGAACUUCGUCUGCUUCUAGAUCAGGAAAAGUUGAUGGCAUACCGUUACAUAACAAGUUGCAUGCAUUUGUUGAAUAUGAAUCUGUUGAGCUGGCCGAGAGAGCGGUCACUGAGCUAAAUGAUGAGGGGAACUGGCGGAGCGGACUCCGGGUUCGUCUAAUGCUUAGACGCACGUCAAAACCUACUCCUGGACGGGGAAGGAAGGGUCUUGAUGUUGAAGUUAGCUGUGAGGAGGAUUAUACUUCUGUCCCUGAGCCACAGACAAAUGAGAAAGAAUUAGAGGAUGCUUCCUUUCCUGAUGCUCAGUUGCACGAACAUGCGCAGGGAGAAGAGCAUGGUUAUGAGAAAGAGAGUGGACAGAGGAAGGGAGGGCGUGGUCGGGGGCGGACUAAGGGACGUGGCCGAGUUCAUUGUCAUCAAAAUAAUAAUCGUGCAAAUCAUCACCUGGGAACUUCCCCUUCAAAUAGUUCAUUUUUUACUGAUCAACAAGUGGUUGCUGCCAAGCAACCUCCUCCGGGGCCCCGCAUGCCAAAUGGUACAAGAGGAUUUUCAAUGGGUCGGGGGAAGCCUGUAGCUGUUAAUAUAGCAUGAUAAUUUUGUUUACUCAAAUGCAUGAAAACACGUCAACGCUGGAACGGUGAUGAUAUAUAGUGUACUAGUACGAGGGUGCGGGCAAUUCUCAAACAUUUAUUUUCCUUUUAAAUAUGGUCGGUCUUCUUUUCCUUUGACAUCA